Molecule: messenger RNA, 1338 nt
Organism: Pogonomyrmex barbatus (red harvester ant)
Lineage: Eukaryota; Metazoa; Arthropoda; Insecta; Hymenoptera; Formicidae
Source: RefSeq, a predicted model, not a curated record
UUUUAUUUUAUAUUAUAUUAUACCGGCUUUAGUUUUUGCAUUAACCGUCUAUUUUUAUGCUACCAAGCGAGUACGUGUUACAUAGUCGUUUUGUGUGUCGAGUGAUAGUACUGUUGAUAGUAUCUAGAAUCAAAACCACAUAAAUUUUGAUGUGUGUGUGUAUAUAUAUAUACAUAUAUAGAUUUUGCUAUAUGUACGGAAGUGAAUCCUUUAUGUUUGAUGCUGUAGCGUUGCAAAUUAAACAAUUGAAAUUAAUCAGAAUUGCGAUUUUAAUGUUUUGAAUAUAUUUGUAGUUACGAUUUGUGAGUUUAUAAAUUAUUUCCAAUUAUAAAUAUACAUAUUUUUUUAAUUACUGAUUUGUCGAAUUUAAAUAUUAGCAGGAGUUUCUGUUGAUAUGUUAUCUUAUCAUUUUGUAUAAUUAUUUAUCAUUUAUGUCUACUGACUAAAUUUUAUCGCUGAAAAACGUAUGUCCCAUGGCCACAUAUUUCCAAGCAUCGAAUAUACCAUCGUAAAUGUCUCUUAUACGAGUGUAUAAAAAUUUAAAUAUUACAGAAUAUUAACGUUGCGUACGCUUUUGUAAUGAUACUCGCGUAAUGAUAUAUACCGAGCGUUGCGUAUAGCGUAACAAAAUUGUGCUUUCAACUGCUUCUCUUAAGGUACUUAACCGCUUCUGUAUAUAAAAGAUUCGCUUUACAGCUUAUUACUAUUCGCUUAAUCACGCUGGUGGUAAAUUCAGGCGUAACUCGUUUUAAUCAUGCGCCGAGUCUUUCGAGAAAAUUUGCAUCACGUAAAGACGAUUCGUUCCGAGGAUCUCUUCGGGUUUUCCGGCAUACAACGGCACAAAUUUGUAAAUUUUGUAAAAAAAAAAAGAAUGUCGUAUGUGGCCUCUGUAUGGUGCAGGGUCUGUUAUAAGAGGUGGAGCGCCCCCAUUUUCUCACGCGGUAGCAGUGUUACCUCCGCUUCCUGCCAAUCAGAAUCAUAACCACAAUCAUCAUCACCACCAUCACCACCACCAACAUUAUCACGAUCAUCAUCAUCAUCAUCAUCACCAACCCCCAACUCCUCAAGGUGAGUCCGCGACUGUCUGCCUAUUUCGUCUGUCGACGACACCUGCACUGAAUCAUUGCGUUAAUUGAUCUUGCUGUUGAGCUCUUGUUACGCAGCGGAAUCUGUCUUACUUUUGAGGAUGUAAAGAGUAUGGCUUUGCAUGCGAAUCAACAUGUCGGAAUAUUGCUGCGAAUGGUAGAAAGUAAUCUUACUGGUCUUCAGUGUUUUUACACAGCUUGAGCUUUAUUCGAGCUUGACGAGGAUUGUUUUUCUCAAGAAAAAAAAAAAAAA